Messenger RNA from Didymodactylos carnosus, 507 nucleotides. The record is from the annotation of a GenBank genome assembly. Lineage: Eukaryota; Metazoa; Rotifera; Eurotatoria; Philodinida; Philodinidae.
AUGGAAGCACGGCUCACAGGAAACACUAUUCGUGCUUUAAAAGCUAAUUCAAAUGCACAAUUGACGGAGGAUGGCAAAGAGUCUGGUAUCACCGACGAGAAACGGAGGCGUGUUUUAGAUGCUAUCAAAUAUAUUGAUUGUGGUUUAAAUGAAUUACCAAUUGUAAACAAUGGUAGGGAAGAUUAUUUAUGGGGAUCAACAGUGCUUGGUGAAAAAGAUAAUGAUAGUACUUCCAAAAUUUUUGUUUAUCAGUAUGCAGUAAGAAAGAUUUACAACUAUGAAAAACGUCUCAUUACAGUAAUAAUGGUAAAUUUAAUAGCUGACGAUACAAAACAAUAUAUAUUUCAAUAUGAGGGAAACGAUAUUUAUUAUAAUCGUAUGGUAUCAACCGCAAAAGAUUAUAAAAAUGAUACAUUGAGCACAAUUCAAAAAUUUAUAAUAUCAUCUAUUUACGAUCAUGAAAUAAUCCAUGCACUAAACUUACUAUCACAAAUUAAUAUGAACUGA